Messenger RNA from Cyphellophora attinorum, 1821 nucleotides. RefSeq names its product 3-oxosteroid 1-dehydrogenase. The transcript has 2 exons. The record is from RefSeq and is a predicted model, not a curated record. NCBI's taxonomy places the organism in Eukaryota, Fungi, Ascomycota, Eurotiomycetes, Chaetothyriales, Cyphellophoraceae. Bases 1 to 1821 code for a protein of 606 amino acids.
AUGCUACGAAAACCACCAUUGCUCCAAUUUGGGUCACCAUUAGAUGCGGGCGCAUCUCUCAUAUUCUGCCUUCCGAGCAUUUCUCGUAUUCGAGCACCGAGGAGGCAUCCCAGAUCCUGCGCGGCGUACGCAACUGUGGUCGAAGCACCCAGAUACGAUGCCGAAUAUGAUGUGGUAGUCGUUGGCUCGGGAGCAGGAGGACUAACGGCUGCCUUGGCCGCAAGUCUCAAAGGCAACAAGGAAGUCCUGGUUGCCGAGAAAACGAAAUGGUUUGGCGGCACGUCAGCGUACUCGGGCGGAGCUCUGUGGCUGCCCAUGAAUCCCGUGUCAUUGUCUGCAGGUUUCCAGGACUCGAGAGAACGAGCAGACACAUACUUGCGCAACUACCUGAAAGAAGACUACGACGCUGCCAAACCGAUGGUGGCAGCCUAUCUUGAAGCGGCUCCGGCGAUGACCGAUUUCCUGGAAUCCAACUCGGCGACAAAGUUCGUCGCGGCACCGACGCCAGACUACUACAUGGAUCUCGACGGUGCUUGCAAGGCUGGAAGGACCGUUUUGAAUGCGCCAUAUGACGGGCGAAUGUUGGGUCGUAUGGUCAAACAAGUGCGAUACCCGCUGCAGGGGUACUGCGCCUUUGGAUCAUUACAAGUUGACCUCCUGGAGAUGAACAAUUGGAGACAACCAUUCCGAAGUCUAGGGAACUUUUCAGCCGUCACAGCAGGUGUGCUUCGAUACGCCUUUGACCGAGUGCGGUGGGGAAAAGGGACUAGGCUGUGCAAUGGCAAUGCCUUGGUUGGUCGUCUACUAGAGAAAUCUGAGAAAUCUGGUAUCGAUCUGUGGAACAAUGCUGCAGCUGUAGAGCCGCUUCUGGAAAACGGGCGCGUCACCGGCAUGACGAUCAGCAGGAAUGGCCAGAAGAUAAGAGUCCGGGCACGGAAAGGAGUCAUUCUCGCAAGUGGCGGCUUUUCAAGAUCAGCCGAACUAGCCCGCAAAUACCUUUCACACCCCGAACACACAGUCAGUCCUCGAGGAAAUGUGGGCGAUGGCAUGCGGUUUGGUCUCGCAAGUGGAGGAAGCUUGCCGGAACCCCUGGGUGAAGAUGCGGCCUUGUGGUCUCCCAUAUCGAUAUUGAACUCUCCAAAGGGCCCAGCUCGUUCUUAUCCUCAUUUCGCUACCGCCAUCACCAAGCCAGGUUCGAUCAUGGUGGACGGCGACGGCAAACGGUUUGUCAACGAAGCAGCGGCAUACCAGGACCUGGGACGCGCGACUCACAAGGCUGGUGUCCGCGUGUCUUACUUGAUCGGCGAUAAGCGACAUCUGCGGAACUAUGGAAUGGGUAUGGCUCUACCGGGAGGGUAUCCUAUCAGACACCUCAUCAAACGUGGCUAUCUCAUCACAGCCCGAAGUAUUCCAGCACUCGCAGAGAGGAUCGGAGUCAGUCCUGCUAACCUUUCAGCCACCAUCGAACGGUUCAACGGUUUCGCUCGGAAAGGCAAGGAUGAGGACUUUGGCCGAGGGGACGGAUCAUUCGACCAAGCUUACGGUGAUCACGAAAUGAAGCCGAGUCCAAGCUUAGCACCAAUCGAAAAAGGUCCAUUUUAUGCUUUGACGUUAUACUCGGGGAACGGCAUUACUAUGUAUGGCUUAAACACGAACAAGGACGGUCAGGUGCUGAAGGAGUCAGGGGAGCCAGUCCCUGGUCUGUAUGCCGUGGGUGCGGACUCGAAUCACUUCUUGCGAGGGAAGUAUCCUUCUGGGGGUCUGACUCUAGGCCCAUCAAUGGUCUUUGGGUACCGUGCGGGUGUGCAUAUUGCAGGUUGA